ACGAUAUACGUCCGUGGCUAUCCCAAACGCUCGUUUCCGAGUGCGAAGUUUGCUACAAGCUCGAGAGAAACUGUUCGUUGUGCUACAGAUCGAGACGUUUAGUAUUUAAAAUGAGUGCAGUUACUAAUAUUUUAAAAAAGUGUCAGGUGGAUUCUGUACACCGGAGUAUUGAGAAUGGCCGUCAGAAGUUUUUGUGCUUCACACGUUUGGAAGAAGCAGACGAUUCGUGGGUCGUCGUGGUCACGGAUGGCGUGGAUGUGUGGAAAAAUGAAUAUGAUGAAGAAGCUUUGAAGGCGCAGUGCGAUCUCGUUAGUAUUAGUCAACUUGAUGUUUUCCUUACACGAUUCAGGAGCAGUUUCGCAGCAGGGGAGUUAUCAGUUGCAAUAAUUGGAACAAAGAUGACGCUCACUGUCGGAAAGAGUGGAUCUUCCAUAAAUUUCAAUCUUUUCGAAGCGAAAGCUGCUGAGAAGAGAACUGAACUGCAGACAGUUAUUUUUCGUCUUGCUGAACAGACUUUACAGUUGGAGGAAAAACUCUCCGUAGUUCAAGAGUCUUUAGAAAAGGCUAGAGCUCAGAAAGCUGGCACAAGUGGGAUGAAUAUACUGAUGAAUGUUAGUCCCAAAAAGGGCCAAGCAAAGGCCAGGCCCAAAAAGACAGGUAUGAGUGUUGUAAAUCCCACCAGCAGGAAACGUAAGGCUGCAACAGGAGUUAUCUAUGAUUAACAACUUAGUAACACCAAUUAAGACCGUAAUGUGAAAUUUGUGAAAGGAAAUUUAAUAUUCUGGCACAGUACAAGCUACUAAAAUGUGUGAAGCCAAAACUGAAAGGUAACACACUCAUCAAAACUAGCUUACAUCAGUGCACUUACAUUCUUCCAGUUGCAUUACGUUAUCCACAUUUCGUAGUUCUGACCAUAAAUGAAAAUUAGAUGAUAAAAAAUAUGACAUAAUUGUGAUGUAAAGCACAGGUCUAGGUUAUCAUCUGGAAAGUGUUUCACAUCUGGAAGUACAUUUUUAUGUGUAUAUUUUUAAUAUACCUUUAAUCUGUUUUAUAUGUGUCAUUUUGAACUUUUUUAUGUGUAUUUUACAUGUACCUUUAAUUAAUUAAUCUGUUAUGCAUCCAUCAUUUUGAACUAUAAUUCAUCCAAGUCAAAAGAUUUCUUGAUUUACUCAUAUCUGAAUGGUUAAUGUUUGGGAAACAUGGUAGAUUGGUUAGCAUAUUACAGUGACUUUUUGUUUUAUGACUAAAUAGACACAAGGUCUGGCACUUCAGACAUGACCUUGCUCACAAACUGCAUACCUCUUCUGGUAUUCCCACCCAGAACCAAAUUCCUGAGAGCACUUCGGCUACCACUUCAGUGCCUAUAUUUUUCAGGGCCAUCACCCCUGCAAACUGGGUCGGGUAGGACAUACUUUUGAACCCCCUCUGAUGCUGGCUUGAUCAGGCCAAUAAUAUUCAUUAUGACCUUCUUAAAUGGCUCAUCGAUGAUUGGGACUUCACUAUGGGGUGCUGAUGAGCUUUGGUUGAGUUGACAUAGCACAUGGCCAUUCACUCCCAGCCAAUAAAGUGGCCAGUUACCCAAUAAAGACUAUUGGAGUUUCCCAUAUUAUAAUAGUAAUAAUAAUAAUGGUGUGAGCUUUUAUAGCGCAGUAUCCCAGCCAAAACCAGGCUCUUCACACAUUACAAACACAAAAACACAAGACAGACAAAAUUGCUGUGGUUCUGUAAAGUUAAUGGGAAUGCCAGGUUGUUCUGCUGGAUGACAUUCAUAGAUCAAGAUGUCAGUGAGACAGAUCUACAGUCAUUGGACUGGAGCAGAAUAGAUCAAUAAAUAGGGAGAUUAAAUCAUCAGGAGAAUAUCAAGAUGGUCACAAAACGGAAAUUACAGUACAGUGUUGAAACACAUGACUGACACUGAUGUAAAGUCUAUCCCAGGGAAGACUUGUAAAAUGAAGAAACUUAGAUGGCAUUAGCCAGAGACUAUUGGCAAUGAGAAAGUUGAUAUUAGUAGAUGAAUAAACAAACAGCCACAGGCAAGUGCACACUCAAACACAAUGCCGAUGACGUCAAAAAAAAGCGCAACUUGGUACAAUAGGCACUACAAGCACAGCAGAUUCAAGAAGAAAACGAAAAUGCAGAGAGCUGGCCCCUUCAAGUCUGGUAAGCGAAGGACACCACUCAUACGAGCUGUACACAACUUUUCAUGAGCGAUCUUCACGUUUUCCUGUAGGGACAAUUAGCUGUUUGAAUUCUUCCCUUUUCUUCACUUGCUGAUACAGGAGGGCCUGCUUCUCCAUUUAUCUGAUCUCAGCAUUCUCACUCUGAGAGCCCUCAACUACAAGUGCACACAAUCUCUGAAGACUAGUGUCAUCUGCUUGAAGCUUCUUGAAUUCUGGUGAUCUGAUGUUCAGAAUAAAGUCUGGUAUCAAAAGUGGUGUGGCAUUUUGGUUCACCAUAGCUUGUGCACAGGUGACAGCUCAAACAUCUUUGUUCGUUUUGGGAAAUUAAGUUAAAAAAGGUGUAACGUACGCCAAGAAUGAGUGGGUGUGUUAAAUUAUCUAAACAUGUAGCUUUAAUCCGCCGUGACAUUUAAAAGAUUUUUGUCACUGACCAACCAUCUCUACACUAUUGCCAUACAGUUGCAGCCAGUGUCAAGGUAAAUGGAACAUCAACUAUUCACCUUUUCGGUGGUAACGUUUCAAUCGUCCAUUCCUGGCCUAGCAUUACAGGAGUAGUGUCCUUUGCCUCAAUUAAAGCAGAUAACCAAUCUUUUGGUCCCUCACUCGUUACCUACUCUCACUCUGUUAGAUGCUUUCUCUAUACAGCUCAAAGAGGUAAACAGCUUCAAGUACUUGGGAGCCACCCUUUUCAAGGAUGGGAGCUCCAUGCUGUCUAAGCUUGAUAUCUAGCUUACUAGAUAGGAUCUGGUAUAGCCAUAAUAUCAAGUUCCCUACCAGGUAGAAUCUGUACGAAUCCCUGGGAGUACUGAUUCUGCUCUACAGAUUUGAUGUGGACUCUGCUGACCCAGCUAAACACAAUUUAUUCAAAUCCUAGAAAGCUACCCAAUAUGUAAUAAGUCCUGCACACACACACAGCCCCCCCCCCCCAAAUACAUACAAUGAAUCACAAACACACAACACCUUGACAAACAAACAGAUGAAGGUGAAGGAAAGUGGAGACUGUUGAUCUUCAGUUGUAGUUCCAGAAAUAGAGAGUAAAGACAGGUGAAGGUCAGUGGUUGGAAAAAUGGACAUUCAGAGAAAGUACACUGUUUAUUGAAACUAUUCAACUGCCUCUUCACAACGUCUACUUUUCUUGAAAAUGACAUCAUCUGAAUGAUGCACACAAAGAUGCAGGAUACUACUCACAUGAAAGAAUACAAGACCUACUACAACUCAUUACAAUGAAUAAUGCCUGUCUUUUACUUCUGUAAUAAUUGUACCUUGUUUUUGAAAUAUGUCCUAUCGAAGAAACAUAUUUCAUUCUGUCUUCAGGAGGGUUCAAAUGAAUUUUUUUGUUAACAAAUGUUGCUGACACAUGCUUGGAUAUAACAAAAACUUAGGUAAUACCAACUUCUGGAGAAAAUAGUCGUUUUAAAAAUAUGGGUACUGACAUUUUAUUCAUUACCUCAUUCUUACCAGAAGCUUAUAUACAACACAGAUAAGGGGUUAGCAUGAACAACAUUUAUUUGCAACUGAAAGCAUUUACCACUUGAAAAAUAUUGCACCUACAGUAUCAACCAGCUUACUACAUUGAAUAUGCUACUAAGACCAAGUGGGUUCCUCUAACAAAACAGAGAACAGUGUGCAUUCACUUGCAUUUAAACAAAUGCAGAUUUCAGCUUUUGUAAAGGUUAGGAAAGUGAUUUUAAUGGAAGGGAUUAUUUGAAAAUUAUCGUGUAAGAGAGAGAGAUUGGCUAGAGCAUCCCACAGUUAUGGAUGGCCAGCCAAGUGUUCAUACUAGAAAAAGCAGUGCAGUCAAACAAAAAUGAAUGGAGAAGAUCAAGAAGCAAAAUAUUGUUGUAAGCAAAAUUAGCUCAUAAUACACCCAAAUCACCAGAAUCCAAUGAUUUAAGCUAAUCAUCACCAAUAGGAAAGCAGGAGUUUAAUGCCCUCCAUAAUCUUAACCAAUAUCAGGAAUCCAUUUAUAUAUCUGUAACUUCAUAUAUAUAUAUAAUUGUAUUAAUCGUGAUCUUUGAUAAACUGCACGAAUCCAUUUACACAUUGCUUUAGCUAAAUAUACAAAGACAAAAAGAUAUAAUCUUUUAUAAGACAUCUGUGACCUUAUUAUCAUGACAGAAAAAUCUGCCAUAGACUGCAGGGAAAAAAAUUUUCAGAUUACUUAAAAAUAAAUUACAUUUAAAGCACAGAAAGGAAAAACGAGUACACAGUAAAAACAACACUAACAUUAAGCAGUCUUCACAUUCAUUGAGUUUUAAAGGUCACUUCAAAUGCAUAAGAAAUAUUGUCACAGCACAAGGAAAAUGACACAAUCAUCAUCACAAUUUCAAGAUGAAGACAGCUGGGCUUUUUUUGGUUGUUUUCCUAAGAAACUGGAAGAAUGUGUACAAUGCGGAAUUUAAAGGAUGUGUUAAAUUUGAGUAUUUAAUAAAUAUAUACUUCCUGACUAGUGUUCAAAACACAAUAGUUUCAAAUAUCUACAGCCUAAUGUCCACAUCACAAAAAUCUCCAAACACGCAAACAGAAAAUAAAAAACAACAAAAAACAA
Molecule: messenger RNA, 4728 nt
Organism: Pomacea canaliculata
Lineage: Eukaryota; Metazoa; Mollusca; Gastropoda; Architaenioglossa; Ampullariidae
Exons: 2
Coding region: 111-722 (203 amino acids)
Biological process (GO): double-strand break repair via nonhomologous end joining
Cellular component (GO): nucleus; site of double-strand break; nonhomologous end joining complex
Molecular function (GO): molecular adaptor activity
Source: RefSeq, a predicted model, not a curated record